This is a messenger RNA of Solea solea (common sole), 3559 nucleotides long. RefSeq names its product syntaphilin (gene snpha). The transcript has 5 exons. Gene Ontology annotation, cellular component: cytoplasmic microtubule; mitochondrion. The record is from RefSeq and is a predicted model, not a curated record. Gene Ontology annotation, biological process: neuron differentiation. Lineage: Eukaryota; Metazoa; Chordata; Actinopteri; Pleuronectiformes; Soleidae. The coding region runs from base 457 to 2028 and encodes 523 amino acids.
AAGGGCCCAUGUUUCAGCAUCUUAUGAAAACAAACUUCUCUCUGACUGCUGGGUGCUCUUUGACCCGAGUGUCAGAGCUGCAGUGAUGGGGCUUUUUGUUGUAGCUGUUAUUAAACUGUUGCCUGUCAGACCACAACAUCUCAGCUAGGAAAAUUGAAUUUAACAAUAACCACUCAUUUGCGGUUUAGCUCCUGCUCAAAAUGAAGCGCUCCCUCCUUAUACUGUCACUUUAAGAAGCAGCGACGCAGCAAACGCAGUUGCCUCAUUUCGUCUCCGGGCUUCGCGGCUGCAGGAUGUUCUCUCAGCAGCAGCAGCAUCUUCUCUUCCUGCGUCCACCAUGAACCGAGGCAUUUCUACGACGCACAACUUCCUCCUGCAGAAAUGUUUGGCUGUAAGGGCUCCCAGCAUCCUUCUCUAGAGACAUCAGUGGACUAGUUGGAGGUCCUUUGCACACCCAUGUCCCUCACUCCGAGUCGAAAGUCCUCCUCAGGUCAGCGCAGGCGCUCAGUGGGCACUGGUGGUGGCAGUGGGCGAUAUUCCAAUGAUGCAUCCAGUACUUACACCUACCCUGGUCGGAGUAGGGUCCCAGAGGAAAGCGUCGCAGCUCGGACAUAUCCCAGUACUCCGAGGCGUCAGGCAAAGCACACAGCCUGCAGUGACAACCAUGGGAUCAGGCCUCCCACCCCAGAUCAGUACCUCACACCUCUGCAACAGAAGGAGGUGUGUAUACGACAUCUGCGCGCCAGGCUGAGGGAGAAUGUGGAGAGAUUACAGCACAGGGACUGUGAAAUAGACGAGUUGCGGGGCCAACUUUACAGGAUGCAGGAAGACUGGAUAGAAGAGGAAUGCCACCGCGUCGAGGCCCAGUUAGCACUUAAAGAGGCUCGCAAGGAGAUUCAGCACCUCCAGGAAGUGGUAGAGUCAGUGAGGUCCAACCUCAGUGUCCGCGAACAGGACCACCAUGACCACAAGCCAUACUCAGGGUUGCAGGGAGCUCAGCCAGGGGGCAGGUCUCGCUCCUGUGGCUGUUCCCCUGCUGGAACUCUGAGCCGCAGCAUUCCUCGCAUGCGACUCAGCAGCGAGGCCUUGCAGCUGGAGCGCGGUGCCAACACUCCUGAGGCGAGUGGAGCGUGUCGCCCCGCGGGGCAGACCCACCUGCUCCUGGAAGCGGCCCACCUGUCAGAGCAGCUGCCACCGCAGGGCCACAUCAGGGUCCCCCCUACUGUACCGCGCUCUUCCACCUAUGAAAGGCUGUGCAGCGGAGGGACCGUGUUGCCAGUCUCACACUCCUGUCACAGUCUCAGUAGCAGCUGCAGGUGCAGUGGACACACAUACGUCCCCCAUCAUCACUUGUUUCUGCACUUACCUCAGGAGGAGGUCCCAGUAACAGCUGCCCCCGUAACUGAUCCCAUCCCAUCUCCAGCUCCUGUUCCUGCUCCUGCUGUGAAGAAAAAGCCAGAGGUUUGCUCCCAAGCUUGCAGCCCCACCAUGACCUGGCUGUGUGAGGAAAGUGAAACCAAGGAGCUGAGUGUCAUCUCUUUAGCCUCCACAGAUGUGACUCCCUCAGAGCCACAUCUGUUUCCAUCGUCUUUACCUCCUGCGUUGCCCUUCGUGCAUUCAGACAGCUUAGAGACGCUACUUUCUGACCGAGCAGCAGCAGAGCCCCACACCUGCCAACCCCAAGCUGCAGCUCCACUGCCUGUGAGGCAGGAGGCCACAGCGCUGGAGAUAGAGGACAGUAAGGAGGAAGCUGAAGACGAGAAUUCCCCUGAGCUGUGCCACUGGAGCCGCUACUUCCUCAUAGAUCUGUUGGCUUUGGCAGCACCCGUGGUCCCGACCAUGGCGUGGCUGUGUCGAGGGCCGCAGCCGGACGUCAUGCCCGUGUAUCACAUCGGGUCGCUGCUGAGAGGCUGCUGUGCUGUGGCGCUCCACUCGCUUCGCCGCCAGGGUGCAGGCAGAGGGCAUAGACCGACCAACAUGAACGGAACCACAACCUCCGACAUUAACGGUCCAGUGUCUAACAUUUAGUUUAUUGGCAGGAAUUGACCAUGGUUCAUGUUUGUGUCGCACUUCAGCGGUGACACAGACACAAUAUUUGAUGCACCCUCACUAUUCACAUCAUUCAUUCAUUCAUCGUCUACCGCUUUAUCCUCCACAUGAGGGGUCGCUGGAGCUAAUCCCAGUUGACACAGGGUGAAGGUGAGGUCAGCAAGCCAACACAGGGGCAACAUACAGAGACGAACAACCGUUUGCUCUCACACGGUGUUCAACUAACCUCUGCGGGAGGAAACUGUUCUUGGAGAAAACCCACGCACACGCAGGAAGACUGCAAGUCACACAUGAAAAGGCCUUUAGAAUAAGCCUUUCAUAUAGACUUUAUGUAAGGAGGCCAUGUUUCUAAUGUGUUGCAGUCUUAGUCUGACGUCGCCAUUUCUGAGUGGAGGGGACGUUCCCUCAUUUAACUCCCAGUUCUGACUUCCGACGUAAACAGAAAGCACCGUUAUACUGCCAAAUUGAAAUGAACCAGCCAAAUGUAGGGAUGCACGAUAUUGGACUUUCUUUUUGCCCAACUGCAGAGGUCAUUUAAUCUCUUCUGUAGUGAAAUUAACAUCAUAUUUUUUUAUACUCAUGUCACAGCUGAUGUGGAUAUAAAAUAGCAUUGAAGUCAAAGAGGUAGCAGCUUUUCCAGCCUACUGUUUUAGUCAUAUCGGAGGAUUUUGGCAUUUUAAAGCCAAUAUCUGCCAAUAUCGAUGAUAUCUUGCAUCCCUAGGCCAAAGCAUACAUUUUACGGAACGAUAACUAUGCACAUGAACGGAGAACAACAUCCUUUAUGGUAUGCAUAAGCCACCGUAGUCUUCUGAAGCCUAAGGGAACACGAGCAGCGAGCAGCGAGCAGAGGAGUCUCACCGUGUCACUAACUCUUACACACUGGACCUUUAAGAUCACAACUCCCAACCUCUGCAGACUCAGCCACAACAGCACUGACUCUGCUUUAUUACAUUUCGGCCAUUGUCGUGUGUUGGACAUCCACUCAUAAGACUUUUCCUUAAGGGUUUUAGAUUUUACUUAAGAGUGUGCGAUCAUGCCUUGCCUUAGAAAACAAAUGACUAGUUGUACAUUAUAGAAAACACAUGCACUACCAAAAUAUACUGAACCUCCUGCUACUGCCUGCUCUAUAAAUGGGGUUUUUCUUUAUUGCAAUUUGCAUGUAACCCAAUUUGUUUGGAUUAUUUUUGCUUGAAUAAAAAAAAAAAGCCCCAACCUGGAUUCAUCUGCUGGGAAAAGAAAUAAGAAGUGAAACUGUCUAUAGUUGAAUGCUUCUCGAAUUUAUUCAUAUUUUACUGAUUUUUUGCAUAAAGUUAGUAAAGUAACAGAGACACUAGGUAGAAAAAAUACUGUUGUACAUCCACUCAUGAAAAUGCUAUGUUUCAGGAAGGUUGAGCAUGUGCUCAGGUGCAGAACAAACACAUCAUUGAUAAUUUGCCGAUGAAAAUAAAAAAAAACACUGGAGUUUAAAUUUGACUUUGUUUCUUUCCUCCUGUUCACACUGAACAUCAGC